AUGACAAAACCAACAGUUCUUCUUCUCGGCAAGAUCGACCAUGCGACCAAGGAAUGGGAGGCUUUGAGCGACGUUGCUGAGCUCCAGAUCUGUGACUCCAAGAACCGAGAAGAAUUCAUCAAGGACUGCGCUGAGGGAGGAAAGUGGGAUGGUGUCGUCGCUGUUUACAGAACUUUCGUCUCCGUCGCAAUUACCGGAUUGAUCGACGAGGAGCUCAUUUCUAAGCUGCCCAAGAGCCUGAAAUACAUCUGUCAUAACGGUGCAGGAUACGACCAGAUCGACGCUGACGCCUGUACAAAGGCCGGGAUCAACGUCUCCAACGUUCCGACUGCCGUGGAUGGUGCAACUGCGGACACUGCUUUCUUCUUGUUGUUGGGUGCAUUGAGGAAGAUCCAGUUUGGUUUGAACCAAUUGAGAAGAGGAGAGUUCAAGAACAAGUGCCCAAUCGGCCACGACCCUGCUGGCAAGGUUCUAGGUAUUUUGGGUAUGGGAGGUAUCGGCCGUGCUAUGGCUCAAAGGGCUCGCGGCUUCGACAUGGAGAUCAUCUACCACAACCGCAACAGGCUUGCACCUGAGCUGGAAGCUGGUGCCAAGUACGUUAGCUUCGACGAGUUGCUUGCGCAGUCCGACGUUCUAUCAUUGAACUUGCCCUUGAACAAGCACACUCGCCACAUCAUCUCAACCAAGGAGUUUGAGAAAAUGAAGAAUGGAGUUGUCGUCGUCAACACUGCGCGUGGACCCGUCAUGGACGAGGAUGCUUUGGUCAAGGCUCUGGAGUCUGGCAAGGUGUUCUCCGCUGGAUUGGACGUAUAUGAGAAUGAGCCCGAGGUGCACCCUGGGCUGUUGAAGAACGAGAACGUCAUCCUCGUCCCUCACCUCGGUACUCACACUUACGAGACUCAGUACACGAUGGAAUGCGUCGUCCUUGACAACGUCCGCUCUGCAAUUGAGAAGGGCGAGCUUAACACGCCCAUUCCAGAGCAGAAGAAGUAG
Messenger RNA from Saitoella complicata NRRL Y-17804, 993 nucleotides. RefSeq lists its product as uncharacterized. The transcript has 2 exons. Lineage: Eukaryota; Fungi; Ascomycota; Saitoellomycetes; Saitoellales; Saitoellaceae. The record is from RefSeq and is a predicted model, not a curated record. Gene Ontology annotation, cellular component: cytosol. Gene Ontology annotation, molecular function: hydroxypyruvate reductase [NAD(P)H] activity; glyoxylate reductase (NADPH) activity; NAD binding. The coding region runs from base 1 to 993 and encodes 330 amino acids.